Messenger RNA from Pseudophryne corroboree (corroboree frog), 19596 nucleotides. It is a transcript of the gene BSN, whose product is annotated as bassoon presynaptic cytomatrix protein. Gene Ontology annotation, cellular component: glutamatergic synapse; cytoskeleton of presynaptic active zone; axon. Gene Ontology annotation, biological process: protein localization to synapse; presynaptic active zone assembly. The transcript has 12 exons. Lineage: Eukaryota; Metazoa; Chordata; Amphibia; Anura; Myobatrachidae. Gene Ontology annotation, molecular function: structural constituent of presynaptic active zone. The coding region runs from base 1 to 16029 and encodes 5342 amino acids. The record is from RefSeq and is a predicted model, not a curated record.
AUGCUCGCUGACACUGGAAGCCCAGACCUAGGUGUUCAGUUCACGCUCGCUGAUACUAGAAGCCCAGAAAUAGGUGUUCAGCUCAUGCUCGCUGAUACUGGAAGCCCACACCUAGGUGUUCAGUUCACGCUCGCUGAUACCGGAAGCCCACACCUAGGUGUUCAGUUCAUGCUCGCUGACACUGGAAGCCCAGACCUAGGUGUUCAGUUCAUGCUCGCUGACACUGGAAGCCCAGACCUAGGUGUUCAGCUCAUGCUCGCCGAUACUGGAAGCCUAGACCUAGGUGUUCAGUUCACGCUCGCCGAUACUGGAAGCCCACACCUAGGUGUUCAGUUCAGGCUCGCUGAUACCGGAAGCCCACACCUAGGUGUUCAGUUCAUGCUCGCUGACACUGGAAGCCCAGACCUAGGUGUUCAGUUCAUGCUCGCUGACACUGGAAGCCCAGACCUAGGUGUUCAGCUCAUGCUCGCCGAUACUGGAAGCCUAGACCUAGGUGUUCAGCUCAUGCUCGCUGAUACUGGAAGCCCAUACCUAGGUGUUCAGUUCAGGCUCGCUGAUACUGGAAGCCCAGACCUAGGUGUUCAGUUCAUGCUCGCUGACACUGGAAGCCCAGACCUAGGUGUUCAGUUCAGGCUCGCUGACACUGGAAGCCCAGACCUAGGUGUUCAGCUCAUGCUCGCCGAUACUGGAAGCCUAGACCUAGGUGUUCAGUUCACGCUCGCUGAUACUGGAAGCCCAGACCUAGGUGUUCAGCUCAUGCUCGCCGAUACUGGAAGCCUAGAUCUAGGUGUUCAGUUCACGCUCGCUGAUACCGGAAGCCCAGACCUAGGUGUUCAGCUCAUGCUCGCCGAUACUGGAAGCCUAGAUCUAGGUGUUCAGUUCACGCUCGCUGAUACUGGAAGCCCAGACCUAGGUGUUCAGCUCAUGCUCGCUGAUACUGGAAGCCCAGACCUAGGUGUUCAGUUCACGCUCGCUGACACUGGAAGCCCAGACCUAGGUGUUCAGCUCAUGCUCGCUGAUACUGGAAGCCCACACCUAGGUGUUCAGUUCAUGCUCGCUGAUACUGGAAGCCCAGACCUAGGUGUUCAGCUCAUGCUCGCUGAUACUGGAAGCCUAGACCUAGGUGUUCAGUUCACGCUCGCUGAUACCGGAAGCCCAGACCUAGGUGUUCAGUUCAUGCUCGCUGAUACUGGAAGCCCAGACCUAGGUGUUCAGCUCAUGCUCGCUGAUACUGGAAGCCUAGACCUAGGUGUUCAGUUCACGCUCGCUGAUACCGGAAGCCCACACCUAGGUGUUCAGUUCAUGCUCGCUGAUACUGGAAGCCCAGACCUAGGUGUUCAGUUCAUGCUCGCUGACACUGGAAGCCCAGACCUAGGUGUUCAGCUCAUGCUCGCCGAUACUGGAAGCCUAGACCUAGGUGUUCAGUUCAUGCUCGCUGAUACUGGAAGCCCACACCUAGGUGUUCAGUUCACGCUCGCUGAUACUGGAAGCCCACACCUAGGUGUUCAGCUCAUGCUCGCCGAUACUGGAAGCCUAGACCUAGGUGUUCAGUUCAUGCUCGUUGAUACUGGAAGCCCAGACCUAGGUGUUCAGCUCAUGCUCGCCGAUACUGGAAGCCUAGACCUAGGUGUUCAGUUCAUGCUCGUUGAUACUGGAAGCCCAGACCUAGGUGUUCAGCUCAUGCUCGCCGAUACUGGAAGCCCAGACCUAGGUGUUCAGUUCAUGCUCGCUGAUACUGGAAGCCCAGACCUAGGUGUUCAGCUCAUGCUCGCUGAUACUGGAAGCCUAGACCUAGGUGUUCAGUUCACGCUCGCUGAUACUGGAAGCCCAGACCUAGGUGUUCAGUUCAUGCUCGCUGAUACUGGAAGCCCAGACCUAGGUGUUCAGCUCAUGCUCGCUGUUACUGGAAGCCUAGACCUAGGUUUUCAGCUCAUGCUCGCUGAUACCGGAAGCCCAGACCUAGGUGUUCAGUUCAUGCUCGCUGAUACUGGAAGCCUAGACCUAGGUGUUCAGUUCACGCUCGCUGAUACCGGAAGCCCAGACCUAGGUGUUCAGUUCACGCUCGCUGAUACCGGAAGCCCAGACCUAGGUGUUCAGUUCACGCUCGCUGACACUGGAAGCCCAGACCUAGGUGUUCAGUUCAUGCUCGCUGAUACUGGAAGCCCAGACCUAGGUGUUCAGUUCAUGCUCGCUGAUACUGGAAGCCCAGACCUAGGUGUUCAGUUCAUGCUCGCUGAUACUGGAAGCCCAGACCUAGGUGUUCAGCUCAUGCUCGCUGAUACUGGAAGCCCAGACCUAGGUGUUCAGUUCAUGCUCGCUGACACUGGAAGCCCAGACCUAGGUGUUCAGUUCAUGCUCGCUGAUACUGGAAGCCCAGACCUAGGUGUUCAGUUCAUGCUCGCUGAUACUGGAAGCCCAGACCUAGGUGUUCAGCUCAUGCUCGCUGAUACUGGAAGCCCAGACCUAGGUGUUCAGUUCAUGCUCGCUGAUACUGGAAGCUCACACCUAGGUGUUCAGUUCAUGCUCGCUGAUACUGGAAGCCCAGACCUAGGUGUUCAGUUCAUGCUCGCUGAUACUGGAAGCCCAGACCUAGGUGUUCAGCUCAUGCUCGCUGAUACUGGAAGCCCAGACCUAGGUGUUCAGUUCAUGCUCGCUGACACUGGAAGCCCAGACCUAGGUGUUCAGCUCAUACUCGCUGACACUGGAAGCCCAGACCUAGGUGUUCAGUUCAUGCUCGCUGAUACUGGAAGCCCAGACCUAGGUGUUCAGUUCAUGCUCGCUGAUACUGGAAGCCUAGACCUAGGUGUUCAGUUCAUGCUCGCUGAUACUGGAAGCCCAGACCUAGGUGUUCAGUUCAUGCUCGCUGACACUGGAAGCCCACACCUAGGUGUUCAGCUCAUGCUCGCUGAUACUGGAAGCCCACACCUAGGUGUUCAGUUCAUGCUCGCUGAUACUGGAAGCCCAGACCUAGGUGUUCAGCUCAUGCUCGCUGAUACUGGAAGCCCAGACCUAGGUGUUCAGCUCACGCUCGCUGAUACCGGAAGCCCAGACCUAGGUGUUCAGUUCAUGCUCGCUGAUACUGGAAGCCCAGACCUAGGUGUUCAGCUCAUGCUCGCUGAUACCGGAAGCCCAGACCUAGGUGUUCAGUUCAUGCUCGCUGAUACUGGAAGCCCACACCUAGGUGUUCAGUUCAUGCUCGCUGAUACUGGAAGCCCAGACCUAGGUGUUCAGUUCAUGCUCGCUGAUACUGGAAGCCCAGACCUAGGUGUUCAGUUCAUGCUCGCUGAUACUGGAAGCCUAGACCUAGGUGUUCAGUUCAUGCUCGCUGACACUGGAAGCCCAGACCUAGGUGUUCAGUUCACGCUCGCUGAUACCGGAAGCCCAGACCUAGGUGUUCAGCUCAUGGUCGCUGAUACUGGAAGCCCAGACCUAGGUGUUCAGUUCACGCUCGCUGAUACUGGAAGCCCAGACCUAGGUGUUCAGUUCAUGCUCGCUGAUACUGGAAGCCCAAACCUAGGUGUUCAGUUCAUGCUCGCUGAUACUGGAAGCCCAAACCUAGGUGUUCAGCUCAUGCUCGCUGAUACUGGAAGCCCAGACCUAGGUGUUCAGUUCAUGCUCGCUGAUACUGGAAGCCCAGACCUAGGUGUUCAGUUCAUGCUCGCUGAUACCGGAAGCCCAAACCUAGGUGUUCAGCUCAUACUCGCUGAUACCGGAAGCCCAGACCUAGGUCUUCAGCUCAUGCUCGCUGAUACUGGAAGCCCAGACCUAGGUGUUCAGCUCAUGCUCGCUGAUACUGGAAGCCCAGACCUAGGUGUUCAGUUCAAGCUCGCUGAUACUGGAAGCCCACACCUAGGUCUUCAGCUCAUGCUCGCUGAUACUGGAAGCCCACACCUAGGUGUUCAGCUCAUGCUCGCUGAUACUGGAAGCCCAGACCUAGGCCAGAGAAGUCGUGUCACUGGAGCUACAGGCCAGAGAGGGCGUGUUACCGGAGCUACAGACCAGAGAAGGCGUGUCACUGGAGCUACAGACCAGAGAAGGCGUGUCACUGGAGCUACAGACCAGAGAAGGCAUGUCACUGGAGCUACAGACCAGAGAAGGCGUGUCACUGGAGCUAUAGACCAGAGAAGGCGUGUCACCGGAGCUACAGACCAGAGAAGGCGUGUCACUGGAGCUACAGACCAGAGAAGGCGUCUCACUGGAGCUACAGACCAGAGAAGGCGUGUCACUGGAGCUAUAGACCAGAGAAGGCGUGUCACCGGAGCUACAGACCAGAGAAGGCGUGUCACCGGAGCUACAGACCAGAGAAGGCGUGUCACCGGAAUUACAGACCAGAGAAGGCGUGUCACCGGAGCUACAGACCAGAGAAGGCGUGUCACCGGAGCUACAGACCAGAGAAGGCGUGUCACUGGAGCUACAGACCAGAGAAGGCGUGUCACUGGAGCUACAGACCAGAGAAGGCGUGUCACUGGAGCUAUAGACCAGAGAAGGCGUGUCACCGGAGCUCCAGACCAGAGAAGGCGUGUCACCGGAGCUACAGACCAGAGAAGGCGUGUCACUGGAGCUACAGACCAGAGAAGGCGUCUCACUGGAGCUACAGACCAGAGAAGGCGUGUCACUGGAGCUAUAGACCAGAGAAGGCGUGUCACCGGAGCUACAGACCAGAGAAGGCGUGUCACCGGAGCUACAGACCAGAGAAGGCGUGUCACUGGAGCUACAGACCAGAGAAGGCGUCUCACUGGAGCUACAGACCAGAGAAGGCGUCUCUCUGGAGCUACAGACCAGAGAAGGCGUCUCACUGGAGCUACAGACCAGAGAAGGCGUCUCACUGGAGCUACAGACCAGAGAAGGCGUGUCACUGGAGCUACAGACCAGGCAGAGUCCAGGGUGUGUCACCGGAGCUACGGCCCGACAGUCCUGAGAAGGCCUGUUACUGGCAGCGGCUUUGUGGAGCCCAGGGCAACAUUAAGAAUGGCGCCCCCCACCACCACCAUCCCCCCAAAAAAAGACUUCGAAAGGCUCCGGGAUCAUGCUGCUGCCUUACCGCUGGAUAUAGAGGUCAGGGAACGGGAUAGUGCUGCUGCCUUACCGCUGGAUGCAGAGGUCAGGGAACGGGAUCGUGCUGCUGCCUUACCGCUGGAUACAGAGGUCAGGGAACGGGAUCGUGCUGCUGCCUUACCGCUGGAUACAGAGGUCAGGGAACGGGAUCGUGCUGCUGCCUUACCGCUGGAUACAGAGGUCAGGGAACGGGAUCGUGCUGCUGCCUUACCGCUGGAUACAGAGGUCAGGGAACGGGAUCGUGCUGCUGCCUUACCGCUGGAUUUAGAGAAAAACGAAUGGUUGUGUUUGAACUGCCAAACUCAGAGGCUACUGGAAGGCAGCUUAGGUGAUACGCCAUCACCGCUCCUACCACCAUCAAAGCAAGGGUCACCACGCCACCAACCAGGAGUUACACCAACAGCUUCUCCCAAACACCAUCCAGGAGCUUUAUCAGCAGCUUCACCAAGGCACCAACCGGCUCCUAGCCAGACGGCAUCACCCCAUCACCAGAAGACAGGACCCGCUUACUCAGCAUCUCCCCAACACCAGACCGGAACAGCCAGCAGCCAGCAGCAAAGAUCAGGACCAGAGACAGCACCUGACAAGAGAAGUUCACAAGCAAACCAUCUCAGGGGUACAGAACAAGGAAAGGCUCCGUCUCUGACCGAAGACAGGAAGCCCCCAGAGGAGAUCAAACAGCCCAGAGCUCCUGCUGAGUCCCAAAAGCUAAUAAAGCAGAUGGUGCCAAAGGGAAAGAGUGUCGGCGGCAAAAAGGAAGUCGUAACACGGAAUGGGAAGUCCUCCUCAGAAAUCCAAAAAGAACAAGAGGAUAUAAGCAAGCCUUAUUCCCAUGACUUGUCUCGCAGCCCUCAAAGCCUCAGUGACACAGGAUACUCUUCUGAUGGAAUUUCUAGUUCACAAAGUGAGAUCGCAGGACUGGUGCAACAAGAGGAAGAAAAGUUAAAUGGAACAGGGAUAUCUCAACGCAGCCCACCAAGCCCAUCAGAACUAACUAAGCUGGAAAGUUCUGUUCGACCUUUGCUGGAAUCAAAAGGUUCUUCCCAAGGCGACAAUGGGAAGACAUUCCACGGUUCACGAGAAGAUCAGAAACAGAAGCAGAGACCAAGAUCACUGUCCAUUACUCCUGAGGCAUUUGACUCAGAUGAAGAAUUGGAAGAUAUCCUAGAGGAAGAUGAAGACUCUCUGGAAUGGGAGAAUCAGCGGGAUCAAAGAGAGUGCGUGGAGUCGUCUGAUGAUUUUGGCAGUAAACUGCGUCAUGAUUAUGUUGAGGACAGUAGUGAAGGUUUCUCCCCUUUACCAACAAGGCAACCAAAGGGGAACUUCACUGAUGAAGAGUUUAUGAGAAGACAGCUUUUGGAAAUGAGCGCAGAAGAGGACAAUCUUGAAGAUGAAGAUGAGCAAUACAACCAUGUAAAGUACAGCAGUAGUAAAAAUGGGCAGAAGACUGACUCUGACAAGGCCAAAGGUACCUCCACUUCAAAGAGGAAUCUUGGUUAUAACUCCAGUAACAUGUAUGAUGAGAAUAGAAAAGACCUAGAAGCAGAGGAGGAGGAAGAUGUAUCUGCAUUGCAAGGAGGACUGAGACGAUUUAAGACUAUUGAGUUAAAUAGCACAAACAAUUAUAACAGAGACAUGGACCUUGACCAUGAGGCAGACAUUAGCUUAGAUAGGGAACCGGAGCUAGAGAUGGAAAGUUUGACUGGAUCACCAGAGGAAAGAUCAAGAGGAGAGUACUCCUCCACAUUGCCAGCAACAACACCAAGCUACACCAGUGGAACAUCGCCUACGUCAAUGUCAUCCCUUGAAGAAGAUAGUGACAGCAGCCCUAGUCGAAGACAGAGACUGGAAGAAGUUAAGCAGCAGAGAAAGGCUCGCCAUCGCUCACAUGGUCCCUUGCUGCCUACUAUUGAGGACUCCUCUGAGGAAGAAGAGCUGCGCGAGGAGGAAGAACUACUAAGAGAACAGGAAAAAAUGAGAGAAGUGGAACAGCAGCGGAUCAGAAGCACUGCACGGAAAACCAAGAGAGAUAAAGAAGAACUACGGGCACAGAGAAGAAGAGAGCGCUCCAAAACACCUCCCAGCAACUUGUCUCCAAUUGAGGAUGCUUCGCCCACCGAAGAGAUGAGACAAGCCGCAGAGAUGGAGGAGUUACACAGGUCUUCUUGUUCUGAAUACUCGCCUUCCAUUGAUUCAGAAGCAGAAGGAUUUGAGAUCAUUGCUUCCAAAUUAUACAAGUCGGGGAGCGAGUACAACUUGCCAACGUUUAUGUCUCUGUAUUCUCCAACAGAAAAGACGUCUACCAGCGCUAGCAACAAACCGCUGAAAAGUGCAGAAGAGGUCUACGAGGAAAUGAUGAGAAAAGCUGAAAUGUUCCAGAAACAGCAGCAAUCGCAGCAAAACCUGAUCUAUGGUAAUAAUUACCAGCAGGUUGGGUAUGUGGGCACAGAACGUCAGAAUAACUUUGAAUAUCAAUACAUCGAUGAUUAUGGCUAUGACAAUAGCAGGACUGGCUCUUCUCAGAACGAUUACCAGAUGGAUUUGUCAACACCUGGAACAGUUUAUGAUGAAAUUUUGCAAACAUCUCAGAAUAUCUCAAGAAUGCAUCAAUCAUCAUCAAUUGACUUAUCUGUGGAAGAAGACAAAAAAGCAGAUGUGCACACUGAUAAACAGUUUCUGAAUGCAGAGAAUGCAUACAAUGAGAUGAUGAAACAAGCUUGUGGUCCGCUUACUCCUGGAACAAGCCCAACACAGUUGUCUGCACCAGUGUCGUUUGCGUCUUCUGAAAGCAGAGUCAUACCAGAUGUGCGUGUUACACAGCACUUUUCUAAAGAUGGAGUAGAUCAGACAAAGCUCCACAGUUCAUCCACAGUUCCCAGUUCAAAAACAGUAACAUCAUCUUAUCAGUAUGGAAAGGUAUCCACAGCUGCCACCUCUAAUACAAACACUGAUGGAACACCUGCUCUCCCCAGUCACCGGAGCUAUGGACAGACCAGAGGAACCUCUGACUAUAUCUCAAAUGAAGAGCAAUAUAGAAACAGAAGGAAUGCAGAUCUAAAUACAUCAAUGAGAGAUCAAGCACAGACUAUGGGGACAAAUGUAUCAUUGACAUCUAAAGUUAUUUCUUUUUUUAAGAGUACCAGUCCCCCGCUUUCUCCUACCUCACCUACACAAAGUCCAACACAUUCAUCUCCAAGAAUAAAUAUGUCUAUUGGUAACAAACACACCGCAGAAUUCUCAUCCCAGACUCAGGGCGUCCAAAGGCCUGAUAGCUCUGCGGCCUCUUCUGGUCUGUCUUCACCUAUGGUAGCUCAAGGCACACAGACACCUGACCGCACUAGGUCACCUCGUCUAUCUAGACAACAAUCUUCUCAAGAGGCUCCAUUCAUGGUUAUUACACUUGCAUCUGAUUCAUCUACUCAUACAAAGUCUAAAAGUGUCAGUUCCUCUACCUCACCAGUCACAUCCCCUACUAGAUUAAACCGUCAGCAAACCAUUCAUAGCUACAGUCAGACACCAGUUAGUAAUACACAAUCUCAGCAAGAACAAAUGCAGUCCAACUACAGUAAGGCACAUACAGUAAUAGAAAGGGGUCCUGCUUCAGGAUUGCAUAUGAUUUCUUCUAAAGGACAGUCCAAUGCAGUUGUAGAUGGCUCUUGCAAUACUUAUAAUUGGGCUUCUUUGCCACCUGAGAAUAUAUCACUUUGUAGAAUAUCUUCUAUACCUGGGACCUCUAGGGUGGAGCCUGGUCCCAAACCUAGCAACAGUGCUGUUGACUUACGAACUGCGAUAAAAUCUGCUCCGGUCAUUAUGACUGACCAAGGCAUGGAUCUUACGUCUUUAGCCACUGACACCAGGCGGUAUUCCCUUACAAUGGACCAAUCUCCAACACGCCAGUCUACGGCUGUGCAGCCUUUAAUUGUGAAUCUUAAUGCCCAAGAACAACCUCAUGCUGUUAUUAGCACAGCCACAACUGUUAGCAUAACUGUUGCAUCUUCCAUGAUUGUGUCACAGCCGAAACAGCCUAUGGUGUAUGGUGAUCCUUUUCAAAACAGGGUAGAUUUUGGUCAAGGAACAGGAAGUGCAAUGUGCUUAACACAAGUUAGGCACAUGGAACAAACAGCCCAAUCUGGUAUGCUGAGAGGAAGUGGCACAGGUGCCCCUAUUGGCAAACAAGAAGAAAUGGGUGGUAUGCAGAAAGACCUGUUUGCAAGAUAUAACCUCCCUAGUCAGGUAACAUCGAUGGUUAAAAGAGAUAUAGUUUCUCAACCAACUAAUGCACAAAACAUUGCUAACAUUAGUGCCAUGCCCAGACAAUUCCAACAGGAUCAGGGCAUGGGUUUUACAGAAGCCUAUAAGGGGGUUCCUGAGCCUAAAGUUCAACAUGCUCCAACCAAUAUUGGUGGCAACCAGCCUCAUACCAUGAUGGUACAGGUGGAUGGGAUGGUACCUGGCACAGUUACAAAACUUAUAAAAGAAGAACAGGCACCAAAUGCUUUAGACCUGACAGGGAUUAAACCUGAAAGCCAGGUAGUGUGCUGUGAUGUGGUCUACAAGUUUCCCUUUGGUGGCAGUUGUGCAGGUGCAUAUAAUUCUUCUAAAUUACCAGAACAAACCCCUGGGGAAACAGCUCAAGGUGUGAAGUCUGGGGUACCAUACUAUGGACAAAGAGAACAGGAGCCCUCAGACAACUAUCAAUAUAGAGAAUCAAAACCCAUGGCACCACCUCCACCCCAACCUGUUGUUCCUGCUCAGAAUUUGUAUGAAGAACAGAAAUUCUAUCCUUAUGGUCCUACAGGAAGGCUUCAUUCAUCUAUGUCAGAAACCAACCUGACAGACAUUGGAUUGUAUCAACCCUACCAAGGUCCUGGAGGAGAAGGUGCAAUGGACCUUAGUACCAUGAAAAGUUCUUAUAGCAUGACCUUCACUGAUGGCAACUACGUAGGUCAAGGAUUACAGUAUGGUUCAUUUACAGACUUACGCCAACCUACUGAUUUCUUUAACAGCUCGCUGCCCAUGAGACGUUUCAGUUCCAUGUCUAAUAUAUACUCUGAUUACAGAUAUUCUGCUAGGGAUCUAUCUAACUUUCAAGAGUCAAAUCUUGCUCAAUACAGUGCAACAACAGCUCGAGAAAUCAGCCGAAUGUGUGCAGCCCUGAAUUCAAUGGACCAGUAUGGGGGUAGGCACACAAAUAGCCCAGAUCUAUUGCAGUAUGGGCCUAGUUCCAUGGGUACAGGGCCUGUACUUCUUCAUCAACAGGGAAUGGCACCCAAUAGGCAAAACAUAAUGUACGGCCCCCAGUUCUCAGAUAGUCGUCAAGGCUUUGGAAGCUUAGGGCAGUAUAAUAUGCCAGGCUCCCGAUCUGGGGCUAUUAGACAAAUGUACCCCUCUGCAGCAACUGUUAGAGCUGCCGAUGGUAUGAUUUACUCAACCAUCAAUACACCCAUAGCCUCUACACUUCCAAUCACCACGCAGCCAGCUUCUGUAUUAAGACCAAUGAUCCGAGGUAUGUAUAGACCAUAUGGUCCAGGAAAUGUCACAGCUGUACCUCUAGCAAGCCUAACUAGAGUGCCACUUGUUGCUCCAAGGAUGCCGCUGGCACCACAGUCAACAUAUCGUUAUCCUGAUCCCAGCAGAUUCUCUUCUGCCACUUCAGCAUCCACAUCAGAUACCCCUGUUUAUUUGGGGAAACCCUCUAGCACUCUUGCAACUAGUACAACUACAUGUCCAGAUAGUGCAAGUACAGUAUCAUCCAUCCCUAUUUCAACAGUAGUUUCAACCUCUGUUAUAGCCUCUAAUGUACGGCCAGAAGCAUCUGCGGCGGUGCCUCCUGAUGAGCUCCCAGUGGCUUCCUCUGGGAUACAGACUUCUUCCAAAGACACCAGUCAAUCACAGCAGUCGUCAAUUCAGAAGCCUGCAUCUGAGAGCCAGCCAACUCAUAAGGCUGGAGCAGAGAAAGAGGAGAAGGAGAAAGAAGAGGAAAGACAGAGAAAGCAACAAGAACACAUACUUCAGGUAGAACGAGAGAGAGUUGAGUUAGAGGCACUAAGACAGAUGCGUCUACAUGAGGAGCUAGAAAGGGAACGCUUAGAACUGCAACGUCACAGAGAAAAGGAACAAAUGUUGGUCCAGAGAGAGCUCCAAGAGUUGCAGUCAAUCAAGCACCAAGUGCUGGCGCAACAGCAGGAAGAGCGUCAGGCCCAGUAUGCCCUACAGCGAGAGCAGCUGGCUCAGCAAAGGCUGCAACUUGAACAAAUCCAACAGCUGCAACAGCAGCUUCAGCAGCAACUGGAGGAACAGAAGAGACAGAAGACCACGGCUCCUCCAGCCUGUGAGCAGCCCACCAGACUUCCACCCCAAACAGUGUCUGACAUUGCUAUUGAAAUGCAGAGAACCCUGGCACAAAGUGGCCAGUAUUGGCCGCAAAUUAACCCUCCAUUUAUUGCUAUGGCUCCAACUGUGCUAGAAGCUCAGGGGCAACCACGCUAUCCAGGACCACAGAGGCCACUGACAAACUCUGCCUCCGAAAUGUCCCUUCAAACCGAUGAGCAGUGGGAAGUGAAUAAAGGCAUUAAGAAGAGGAACUCAAUGCCACGUCUCAGGGAUGCCUACAACACAGAGGACAGCCAUGAACCGUACAUUGUGAAGAAAAUCACUGACAGCAGUGUGCAGACUGACGAUGAGGAUGGAGAAGAACGGUUUUACAUGGCGCGACGGCGCAGGACUAAGAGAAGCACAGAUUGCAGUGUGCAGACGGAUGAUGAGGACAAUGCCGAAUGGGAACAACCAGUAAGAAGGCGGAGAUCUAGAUAUUCUCGUCAUUCUGACUCUAGCUCAGACAGUAAACAUGAUUCCAAAGGAACCUCCAGCAUAGCUAUCCAGACAAUUAGUGACUGCUCGGUGCAAACAGAGCCAGACCAGCUCCUCAGAGUCUCACCCUGCAUACAUAUUACAACUCCAGAUCCCAAAGUGGAGAUAGUAAAAUAUAUAUCAGCUCCAGAGAAGACACAUCGAGGGGAGAGUCUUGCCUGUCAGACAGAACCAGAAGCUCAGUCACAUGGAAUCGUGGUCCCUCAAAUUAGUGUUCCUACAACAAUAACACCAUAUUCAUCUAAUAUUCAGAUUGCAACUUCAGGGCCCCUAGAUGUUAAUAUAUCUAGACAACAAGGAACCACAAAGUUUGAGAAGAAGAAACCUGAUCCCCUGGAAAUUGGUUACCAGUCCCAUUUGCCAGCAGACACACUUUCUCAGCUAGUUAAUAGACAGCCCCCCAAGUCUCCGCAGGUCCUCUAUUCUCCAGUGUCUCCACUCUCACCCCACAGAUUACUGGAAUCUACUUUCGCUUCCAGUGAAAGACUCAACAAAGCCCACGUGACCCCUCAAAAGCAUUUUACAGCUGAAAGUACCCAACGACAGCAGAUCUUACCCCGUCCAAUCAAAACCAUGCAGAGGUCUUUGUCGGAUCCUAAGCCUCUAAGUCCAACCUCCGAGGAGUCUGCCAAGGACAGGUUCUCUCUGUACCAGCAACAGUUUCUGCCAGGUGGCCAGAUUUCAGCUUUCCAGUCAAAUACUUUGACACGCAAAGUGAAGCGAACUCUGCCCAGCCCUCCGCCCGAUGAGGCUCAUCUUCCACUGACCACCAGUCAGGCUCAUUCCCAAAUGUACAUGCCGAACCUCACUCAGAAGAUGACUGGAGGUCAAGCCAUUCAGAUGCCAAAAGUUGGUUUUCUAAAAACCAUUGACCAUGACCUGAAGAUCGUAGAGCAAGAAUCCACCAAGCUACGCAAGCAGCAGGCUGAGCUGGAGGAAGAGGAGAAGGAGAUUGAUGCUAAGCUGAAGUAUUUAGAACUUGGCAUCACUCAGAGAAAAGAGUCCUUUGUCAAAGACAGAGGGGGUAGAAGAGAGUUCUCUUAUCUUAGGUGUUUGGGGGAGAACAGGGAUUAUAUGUCAGAUAGUGAGCUCAACAACAUUCGGAUGUCCGGUUACGAUGGCAACAGCCUAUUAAACAGGAGCGGCACCGCCCCUCAGUAUUCCGAUUUCCAGAAUACACAGCAGUUCCAAACAUCAGCGUCCUCUUACACAUCUAACUCUUACCAGUACACUGCAGGCCAAACAACUGCCCCAGUUUCUGCCCCUCUACAACCCAACAGAUUUCAGCAACCACAAUAUAUUGUGUCCAGUAACGGGCCGUCUCAAAACAACUUCCAAACCCAAUUAUCCAAUUAUCCUGCACAAAGCUCAUAUCAGACCCACAGCACUGCACCAGCUACAACUUAUCAGUCAGAAUUAGGCUUGCAGAAUCAUACAGGCUUCCGACCGCCAAACUCUUAUCAAGUCCAAACUACCUAUGCAAAUCAGACCUCAUUGCAAACUUCUGUAAACUCAGGCUUCCAACCACCAGACACCCACACCGCUCACCAGAGGCCUAGACAGACAUCACUGGCUGAUCUAGAGCACAAAGUCCCUACAAAUUAUGAAGUGAUUGGAAAUCCCACAGUGGUUAUAUCUUCAGCAAUGCCAGAUACUGCCUUCAGUAGCACCACUGUAGCCAGUAAUUAUGACCAAUACAAGGCAGCAGAGGUGAGGCAAGCGGAGAGAAGCAAUGGGGCAGAGAGCCCCACAAAUAGUUAUUCCUCAGAUUCCCUUUAUACAAAUCUAGAACAAAACAUUCCCCGUAACUAUGUUAUGAUUGAAGACAUAAGUGAACUGACUAAAGAAAAUCCAUCUUCAUCAGAGAGUCAAAAAGUAGAACCUUUGCCUCAGGCAGUACAUCAGAAUAACAAUGUGCGACACAUGAAAGAGAAGAAUGGCCACAUGGAAAGUGAUCAUUCCAGCAAGCCUUGUUGCUAUUCCAGAGCUGAGGAAGAGUCUGAAGAGGAUGUCUAUGAUCACCACAGCUCAGAUUACAAGGGGAAGAGCACCUACCAGCAUAGCAAUGAUAAUAAUGGACGCGAUUCUAUGAGUGGCAGCUAUUAUUAUGGAGAUAAUGAUUCCAGACACUCCACACGUUUAGAUAAGCACGGCUCUAGUGUUGGGAUGCAAAAACAUUCUUCCAAAAACCUGGCUCCAGCUGUUGUGUCUUCCAAGCGCAACAAGCAUCGAAAGCAAGGAAUGGAACAAAAAAUUUCCAAGUUUUCUCCAAUUGAGGAAGCUAAAGACGUAGAAUCUGACCUGGCUGCUUCUUACCCGACGACAACGUCAAUGGGCAGCAGCAGUAGUGUCUCUUCAAGAGCAAAGAAGCUUCAGGAUGAGAUUACUUACGGCUUGAAGAAAAAUGUGUAUGAACAGCAGAAAUAUUACGGGGUCUCCAGUAGAGACAUGGUGGAGGAUGACGAUAGAGUUUAUGGUAGCGGAAGCCGCUCCCGGUCAGCAUCCAGUUGUGCUUUGGAAAAAGGAAGUCGUGACUCUGGAAGCAGCAGGAGCAAGUCGUAUGAGCGGGACACUACCGACAGGUAUCACAAAUCAAGUUCCAAACCUUCCACUCUUACCAUGAGUCAGAGCCGAGGAAGAGCCCCAAUGCGGUCCCAGCCAUCGGAAGAAGAAAGCCCUGUAAGCCCCCUUGGAAAGUCUGUUGGUAUGUCUCGUUCCUCAGGUGGCCCUAUGCCUCAGUCCUCCGUGGAAAGUUGCCCUCCCUUCUGUUCCAGCCACUCACUGCCUGACGUGCAAGAUCAUUCUAAAGAAGUGCCAAGAAGCCAUACAUACAAACAGGAAGAAAAUUACAUGAUGGACGAUUCACACUGUGUUGUGUCAGACAGUGAAGCCUAUCAUUUGGGUCAGGAGGAAACGGAUUGGUUUGAUAAGCCAAGAGAAAUUCGUUCUGAUCGAUCAAGGUAUUAUAGCAGCCACUCUUCAGCCCAGAAAAAAAUGCCGGUUAAACAUACAUAUCAUGAUUAUGAUGAGCCCCCUGAUGAUGAUAUGUGGCAACAUGAUGACUAUUCUCAACCUCGCCACUCAUCUUCUAAAGAACACAGACAUCAUGGAGAUUCUGGAAGACAUUCUUCUUCUUCUUCUCGUCAUCUUGAUGAACAGUCAAGACGAUCAUCUAAACAGCACCCAAGAGAUCAAGGACGUCAUGAAUCACGUCCACACUCUCAGCCAUCAUCCUCUUUGAAAAAGGCGCAACAAUCAGAUUCAAGAUCCCAAUCUGGCUAUCCACCAAGUUCCUCUGACUACUCCCAGCAAUCAAGGCAGUCGUCCAGUUAUCACCAUCCUUCAGAAGCACAGAAAUCCCAAAGGCAAUCACAGAUAUCACAACAGCAAAAACCUGAUUUACAGUCUCAUCACCAAGGAUCACAGCAAGCUAGACCGUCCCAAUCAAGUCAACAGCAGCAAAGUAAACAACCACAUCCUCAGCAGCAAAGUUCCAGACAGCAACAGCCUGUUGAACCUUCACAGCCAACUUCCCAUCAAUCGCUGUCCCAUCAAACACCCCAUCAAGCACCUUUACACCAAGCUACUAAUCAACAGUCUCAGCAUCAACAGGGUUCGACUCAACCAACGAGGACACAGGGGCAGCAGCAACAACAACAACAGCAGCAGCAACCACCACCACCAUCGGGCAGCCAAGGUCAGGCAUCUUCACGACCACAGCAGCCGGGGCCUCAGGGUCAGCCAGCACUGCGGACACAGCAACAGCAAGCGCCUCAGCAGACAGCGAAACCACCACCGACUGUGCAGUCCUCUGCUCAGCCACCUGUACUACCAAAAGUGGAACCAACAGACAGCUCCAAGGUUGCAGCGAAGCCAACACCGCAACCAGCCAGAGGGCCACAGACUGCAAUGCAAGGGGCCCCUGCUGGUGCGAAAAUUGGCCAGAAACCAACAGCCACACCUGCAGGGGCAGCUCCGGGAGCACCAGGCCCAGAGGGGGAAAGCAUGUUCUCCAAAAUACUCCCUGGAGGUGCAGCUGAGCAAGCAGGCAAACUUACUGAAGCGGUGUCUGCAUUUGGCAAGAAAUUUUCCUCGUUUUGGUGAGCGAGCUCUGUAAGUGGAGAUCUGAGGAUGAAGACACAUAUGAAGCAUCCUGUGAAGACAAAUUGCAGCGUGGAACUCUGGGUAUAAAAUCCAUUGUAGGGAAUACGGAGCCCUCACUGGUGAUCCACAGAGCAGAACAAAUGAUCUUGGUGAAAUAAUACCAUCAAGUAUUGGGCGAGAUGUGAGAACACAGUAAUGAGAAGCCACAAGGAACAAAUACCCCGGCUGCGGCGUGAAAGAGGAGACUUGCAGCCUCCGGCGAGGGUAAUCUCCUAUUCUCACGUCGAUCGUAUACUCAGAGUUCUGGGACUUGCUUGGUGUCCUUCAUAUGUCUUUCCGGGAUCUCCACCGAUGACCUUUGAAUAUAGGGCUUGGAGUGACAUGCUCCACAUUUCCGAUAGCAUUCCAUUUCUGACCAAUGGUGAUAUCCCAUGCUUCCGCUUAAUCCAGGGGGCCAACAAAAACCAAAUCCAAGGCGCCAGGCGCCUGCAAGAAAAAAAGUGAGGACCUACCACUGUUCAUCCUAGUGAAACAUGCGGCCAUAGGACUCUGAGAGACAGUGCGAUGACUGGCUGACUAUAUAAUAAUAAUGCAGGCCAGGCAUGUCUGUCGGCAAUCAGUAGUAAGCCAUCAAUCAGCCAUUCACAUGGCGAUUCCCGUGUCUGUCGCUCUCCUUUGUCUUUCUUUUUUGUUCAUUUCAGAACGGCCUUAACCAUUCCACUUUAAGUUACUCAUAUACCUCAUAUUUAUUUUGCUCUCCAGUGUAUUUCUCGGUAUCAUCAUUAUACUUUGUGUGUGUCUCUUUUGUGGUGGGAUUAGCACAUAGGGAAUCUCUAGAAGCAAUAGAGAGAAGACAAAGAGCACAAAAUAAGAUGAUCUCUCUUUUUCUAAAGACUGUGCAAUUCAAGUCCUAAGCCAUCAGCAGCGACCAUGCUCGGAGAGAUGGUCUUCAAAGAGCCUCCUUACUUCUGCCGCAUGUUAUCUUACGGAGCAAGGCGUCCGUAUCUUGAACUGCUCAAGUAUUGUAAAGUCGCUCCCGUGUCCGCUUACUGUUGAGCAUGCUCCAAGCUGACGGUCUCACUGGUCUACCCGUUUGGCGCUUCCAUCCAUUUUGAGUUGUAGUAACCGAUGAUCAUGUCUAAUUGUCUAUGCAACAAAUUUGGGAUCGGGGGGGAUACUGUGUUCAUAUUUAUCAACAUUUCAAUGUUAGGUAUACGGAUUGAUUUGAAUAUGUGCUGUUGGGAAUCUGCAUUGAGAUGUUUCUAUUUACGCCCUGUGUGUAUGAUGUUAGUGGCAUGUUUGACUUCUCCAAGGAAUUUGCCAAAGGCUUGUAGCCUGUAAGACUAGUCUGUCGUCCUAAUGCAUGGCUAGAGCUGCUCUGUGUACUUUGCACGUUUUCUUAUCAUUUCUGAGGAUUGCAGAUUCUUACUAUGACCAUAUUUACCUGUUCGUCCCCUUGUAUUUCCCUGAUUUCUGCAUAACCUUGUCGGGCAAUAUGUACGUACGUAGAGUGGCACAGCCGGGUGAAUGAAGUGUCUGUGAUGACCACACUCAAACUCUACCGGGGUACAUCAUCCGAUAAUACCAAUUGAGUUCCGUAUCUUAAGGUAUUAGGUUUUCAGGAUAUGGUUUUUGGAGAACAGUCGAGUUUAAUAAUACAGUAAAUUACUGAUUUAUAAUCUAUACCAGACUUUCCCAAACUCCGCCAUUACAGUCCAGGUUUCAAGGAUAUCCAUGCUUGUACACAGGUAAAUUAUUUAGUACCUCUGUUAAAUUGAUUUAACCACCUGGACUCAUUAGAUUUCCUUAAAACCUGUCCUGGGGGACGCCCAGCUCAGGGCAAGCCCGCCUCACAUGCCAGAUCCAGCCCCUUCCCGCAGACAUGCAAAAGCAUUUCACGGCUUCACAUGUUUCGAGUAGCCGUCUGCAUACGCAGCCUAGCUGUGAAGGCAGACGGCUACCCGCCAUGUUUUGGGACGCAGCUGCUGUGUGUGACGUCACGUAACCGCCGCAACACGCCUCAGCUAGGGUCUGGUUACACUUGCGUUGUCCGGACCACGUCCCCUUAAACGGAGCAUCACUGCCCACAAAACGCGGCAUCGACACCCCGUUCCCGCCCUCCUCUUCAGAGCGCAGUUUAGGACCUUGCAAAUGCGCGUAUGCGCAAAAAUCGCUUUAUAGCAAUUUUUGCAAACUUACAACAUAGCUGCUGUGUGCUCAGACAGUGAUAUCCUGAAUAUCUGUCAUGUUGGCAAGCCCUGAGCCAGAUAGACAAUAAUUUACCCGCUCUGCAAAUCUAAUUAAUGUAUCUUCUCAAAUUUAUUGUAUAGAACUCUCCAUGGGAAUUUCAAUAGUAAUUGUUCCGGAGAACAUUAAUUAUGUGUCGCCACAGAAUUCUCGUAGUCGGUACAUAAUUAUCAUACUACAAUGUUCUCACAAUAUCCUAGAAAAUAAUUCUACCCUGAAAAAAACAAUAAUAAGUAAAAUCUAAUAUUUUGGGUACAAUAUCUGGGUGAGAGGAGAUUGGUACGUGGUAUAUUGUUUCUGUUUGUGUCAUUGUACAUGUCAUCACCGCAGCGGGGAACCUCUGGAGUAUCCAAGGUGGGCGCAGUGACUUUCCCGCUGGUGUGCACUCUGAUCAGGGAGACCUCCCUUUGGUAGAAGGAGAGCGUUACGAUACACUGCGACUGCAGGGUGACUGACACGUGGUAUGUAAGGGCGUGAAAUCGGUAAGAGUUACGGACUUAUUAAUAAGUUUAUACAUAGAAAGAGAUUGGUUUGCGAUCAUCCCAAUAUGUGCCGCUUAUCUCCGUCCUGGGGCGGGGGGGGGGGGGGGGGGGUAUUCCACUGAAGGUGUGAGGUCACUGCUAUAAAUGGUAUGGUGCAGAAAAUAACCCUCCCAGAUGAUCUGUACCAUUGUGGGGACUCUUUGCAAUCUGUAUUAUUAGCUGUCUCGGUUAUGUUGUCAAUGGCUCUUUCUUCAGCCACCAUUGUAAAUAGUUGUACAGCGAGUAAAUUGUUCCUGUGAUAUAAGUGAUGCAAAAAAAAAAAAAAAAGAUACAAUAAAAAGAGAAGAAAAAAAAGAAAAUGUACAAUCCAGCAUGACGAGCGAUAGCCAUGUGUGCUGGUGUCACCUGCCAAGCAGAAGCUUCUUUGUGUAUAAAAUAAAGCUAUAUUCCUAUAGACAGAGAGGACGUUAUAUUGGGGCUGGCUGAGACCCCUGGGUGGGAGGAGCUGGGUCCCGGGAGAUGAACACGGAGCCGGGUCUUCACAUCCACCUAGCCUGCCUUUGUUUUGUUGGAAGGGUUAGAUGGGGCUAAGAUGGACAUGAUGGGAAAAUUAUGUAUAAAAUAAAUUAUAUUAAAAAAUAUAAAAAGAUAAAGUUUACAGUUGUAAGUGCAAUGAGCUGAAUCCUGUAUAUGAGACUUGUAAUUGGUGUCGGUCCUGUUGUGCCCUAUGAGAAGUUGUAGUACUCAAUGUGUCACAUCAUGUAUUGUAAUUCAGUAAUCAGUUCAUUCCCUUCCAAGGUAUUUCUGUGACCGCAGAAUAAAACAGACUUGAUAUUAA